GUCAAGUCAACAGCAAAAUGUGAUUGGAAGACAUAUACAAUGUAAGCAUGUACUAUUAGGUACAUCAGCAGUAUGCAAAACUGUAUAAGAAACUAACCUUACAUAUUCAGCUCAAAUCGAUCGAGUGAUCAGGUUAUGGACACACCCCGCGAGAUAUUUGAUGUUUCGGGACCAUUGCACCUGCUAACUUCUCUCGACUGGCGAAACACAUUUCAUCGGAGAUCCCUUGCUGCAAGCCUAGUGCAAGGUGUUUAUAAUCUCGAACAUGAUCGCCAAGGUGGAAGCACUGCCCACCAUCACUAUGCCCCUUCUUCACAAUGGUGGGAGAGGUUUCAUUUUCAGUUGAAUCAUGUUCUAGUAGACGAGAGCGAUUUAUCUUUCUUUGGAGCCAUUUACGAGCUCAAAUACGCACAUCCUUGCUUCUAUCAAUCUAGACCGUACCCUCCACGAUAUGUCAUAGCGUUCCGUGGAACAAUCAUUAGAUUUGCCACCCAAUAUGAAGAUAUGAAACUAAACAUGAAAUGUAUCUUUGAUAAACUUGAAAAUAGUCCCCGGUUUCAUACUGCUAUUGACGCGCUUCAAAACGUGGUAUCGAAUGUGGGCCCCGAAGGCGUGUGGUUGGCCGGACACUCGUUGGGUGCAGCAAUAGCAAUGCUUGCCGGAAGGCAUAUGGCAAAAUCUCGAUGUCAGCUUGAAACCUAUUUAUUCAAUCCACCGUUCAUUUCAGUUCCAGUCGAGAGGCUAAUUAGAAACGAAACCUUGAAACAUGGUGUUCGUAUCGCUGGAAGUCUCAUGACAGCCGGAAUUGCAACAGCAAUGAAACUUCACGACAAGGAUCCUGAAGAGGAUCCAUUUAACGUGUUAUCUGAAUGGACACCUUAUGUGUUUGUGAAUCCAUCAGAUCCUAUCUGUGCUGAGUACAUUGGGUAUUUUCAGCAUAGAGAAAUGAUGGAGUGGAUGGGAGUUGGAAAAAUCGAGAGGAUUGCAACAAAACAUUCCAUAGGAAGUCUAGUUUACGGUGCAAUGGGGAGAGACUCUGAACCCUCGCAUCUUCUACCGACAGCUUAUGUAACGGUGAACCUUAGUCCGUCUGAGAAAUUGAAACAAGCUCAUGGAAUUCACCAAUGGUGGCAACAACAUUUUCAAUGGCAAUCGAAGCUAUGCAAAUUCAAUUAAGGUUUCUCUUUUAGUCCUGCUCCUGCAUCAUGCUGUUUCAUUAAAUGAUGAAAAACUGAUGAAUUUCUUUUGAUAGAACCUGAUAUUGUUUGAUUGUUUGUAAAAGUUGAAUAACAUACGAAUUAAAGACUAGUUGAAUUAGUUUUAA
Molecule: messenger RNA, 1324 nt
Organism: Erigeron canadensis
Lineage: Eukaryota; Viridiplantae; Streptophyta; Magnoliopsida; Asterales; Asteraceae
Product: GDSL esterase/lipase At4g10955-like
Exons: 4
Coding region: 136-1176 (346 amino acids)
Biological process (GO): lipid metabolic process
Source: RefSeq, a predicted model, not a curated record